AUGUCGGAGGAAGACCAAGAACUGUUAAAAAAGAUAAGCAAAAUAUCCGGCCACAUCAAUCUUCACAAAACUCAGGCAAAUCCUACGCAAAAUGACCCGAACAGUGAUUUUGCAUCGCCACUACCUUGGAACAGGUACACACCAGCUUCGUCAGGUAACUUGAACGCCGCACCUUGGAGGUCACCACGCGUGGCACCGUACACUCGAGGCCGAGGCCGAGCUGGCAGGAUUGUGGCAAAUCCUCACCGGAACCGUACUCUCGUCCUGAAUAACAAAUCCGGGGUUUCAAUCCCCAGCGCGAAGGAGCCUAGUCCAGACUCUACUCCAUCAAGUACAAAGGCCAUUCAGUCGGAGGAUGAGGAACUCAUCCUUCGGCAGUCAACAAACCGCUGGGUCACCAAACGUGAUCGACAUAUGCAACUCAUUAAUUCCUCGGUAUACGACAAGGAGACCCCAGCCCGCAACAAAGCUAUUGAAGAAUCUCGACGACAAAAGGCGCUUCAAAAGGAUCAACGAGAGAAGCAGAAGAUUAAACGACACUUGAAUAUCCUACCUUCCCGUGCAGGUCAAGCUGCCAAUGCUGUCCAUGAAGUCUCAACCAAUGGGCUAAGAUUUCAUGUCGCCGAUGGCGGAAGCAAGCUUGUUCGGAUCCGCGGCGCAACUGACUCCGCGAGCACGACCCCAAAGCAAGCUAACGUCGGCGGUGUUACCUUCCUACGAAGCAAGAACGGCAACCUCUACCGCUCGGGCAUUGUCAAAGCCGAAAGUGGCGUCUGCCGCAAGCCGAAAUGUCACUUGCCGCAUGUUGAUCGGGCUGGACAAAUCAAAAAGCACGCUGCUAAUGUUACAGAUCGCGCGAAUGGCUCCGAGAGAGACGAUGAUAGUGACAUAGUAAGUGAUGACGACUACGACGAGAUAGAUAGCGAUGAUGUCGAUUCAGACGGCCUGGAGGAGGAUGUGAUGCAACUUUCAGAUGAAACAGCUUCCCGCGCUCUAUCUCAGCAGCAAGACUUUGUUCAAUUCUAG
This is a messenger RNA of Letharia lupina, 1026 nucleotides long. RefSeq lists its product as uncharacterized. The coding region runs from base 1 to 1026 and encodes 341 amino acids. Lineage: Eukaryota; Fungi; Ascomycota; Lecanoromycetes; Lecanorales; Parmeliaceae. The record is from RefSeq and is a predicted model, not a curated record. The transcript is spliced from 4 exons.